UGUCCCACGGAAAUUUGUAAUGCCCCUGCAACGUUUCAGCGAGCCAUGAAUAUGACCUUCGCUGAGUUCGUUAACAAAACCCGACUAACCCAGCCCCUGAUCAAUUUCUGCGUGAUUGUGUACAUGGAUGAUAUUUUGGUCUUUUCAAAAACACACGAGUACCACAUGGAACACAUUGAGUGGGUUUUGCAUGCACUAGAAGAUGCGGGGUUCAAAGUGGCCUUGGAGAAAAGCGAGUUCUUCUUGUCGGAGAUCUCAUUUUUGGGGUACAUCGUCACGGUCGAUGGACUAAAACCGGAUCUGAGGAAGGUGGCAACAGUUCAAGAAGCCCUGGUGCCGGUCACACUCACCCAGGUUCGGGCUUUUCUAGGGCUGGCAUCCUAUUACCGACGCUUCAUCAAGGGGUUCGCCGGUGUAGCGAAGCCCCUAACGAACCUGCUGAAGAAAGAGGAGCAGCUGAUCUGGACGCCGGAAUGCGAAGCGGCGUUUCAGGCGUUGAAGGAGGCUCUGACAUCUGCUCAUGUGUUGGCGGGCGACUCGCUGUCAAAACUUACCAAAGCCGAGCGGCGGAGAGUCACGGAGCGGGCGCAGGACUAUCGCUGGCAGGGACCGACGUUACAAAAACGAAAAGUAGAUGAUGGCGGAGGAUCUAGCUGGUUGACGGUUCCGCACCCUUUCGCUAGGCUCGAUUGGACACGAGCCGCUCAUGAAGAGGAUGCGGUCCAUUUCGGGGUCAACUACACGAAAAAAGCCAUCGAAAAGAAUGGAUGGUACUGGUCGGGAAUUCGGGAAGAUGUGAAAUACAUCGUCCAGAAUUGCCCGGCCUGCGCGGCUGACAAGGCGCCGGUACAGAUGCCUCGGACGAUGGUGCCUACUCGUGUAGAGCGCCCCUUUCAGAGGGUUAGCAUCGACACGACGGAUAUCAACGUUCCAAGAGGUCCCGUCGAUCAAGGAGAGCUCAAUGUUCUUUUAGUGGCCGUCGAUCAUUUUUCGAAAUGGAUCGAGGCGUACCCUAUGACCAACCGGAAUUCGCAGGAGGUAGCUUGGAUGAACCAUCGCCAGCCGGAGCAUGAGCCCCUCGAGCAUUUCCAGACGCCGCUUGCAGAUCGCUUGUUGCGGCAUCAGUUCAAUGAGGAAAGGCAGUUGCGGUACGACAUUCAGCAGGUGAACGUGCCAUCGCCCGGGGUUGCUGAUCUGGCGACGUACUCGUUACUUUCCGAUCGGCUGACGUAUGCGGGGGUGUACAUGGACGUGACGCAGUUGCCUGGGCGGGAAACAACUCGAGUGUUUAUCGAGUUCCGUGCGCUCCAGGUGGCACCCAACUUCGUACAUAGCGUCGCUACCUUUAUCGGAGACUUGACGAUCUUGCCGCUGCCGAGUCGGGAGCUGGCGCGGAGUUUUGUGCGUGAAUGCGCAGUGCAGGCGGCCAGAUCAGUGGCCAGAGUGCAACGACGGGGGGGACACCGAUUCACAGCCCACGAAGCGCUGCUGCGCAGGGCAGAGGACGGACCAAUCGCGUUGGGCCCUUAUCCUAUGCGCGAGUUCUCGGACUAUCUGGUGGAGCUAACUGACGUGGAACCGCUGCCCUUCGCAGACGAAGACGCGUGGGAGUUGCACCGUACGCUGUACAAGUCGGUGGCGUUGGGGAUGUUUCGAUUCUUCGUGGAUCACGAAGACCACUGCAUCGGGGAACACUUUGUGGUCUAUUACGUCAUCGCGCGGCCCAAGCCAGCGCAGAAGAAGGGGACGGUGGCGCUGUACCCAUUCGCCCAGCUCCAGACGAUCGAUCCGGGAUUGUUGGAGCUCAUACAUCUUGAGCUCCUCUCCGUUGCGCAAGUGAUCGCGAGCGAGGAAGAGGAGAUCCAGCCAACAUUCCGGACGGCGACGGCCCUGCGGAGAACGUACAACGCGGUCGUCAUCCCGGAUUACAUUGCGCAGCGCUCGGAGAGGUUGGAGGACUUCCCGGAGGAAAAGCCGUUGCGGCCUCCCUCGUCGUAUCCUAGACCGGCGCCACCAAAGGCCCCCAAGAAGACGCUGAAGAGGAAGAGACGCCACCCAUCGCCAGGAGCGCAAGGAAGCAGAAUCGGUGGCGGCGAGGAGGUGAUUCAGCCCGCGCGUACGCGAAAUCUUGACCCCGUGCCUGGGAGUGCGGCGACGCUCGUUAAGGAGACUGUCGUGCCAUCGCCGCCCCUCCCGCGUGUGCCCGAUCUCAAUCUUGAUGGAGCCGGGCCAUCAGCAGCAGCAGCAGCCGGGGGAGGAAGCCGAAUGGGAUUACCGGAUCCCAUAUCCAGCCCCCCCGUCCUCGCGGGACCUCUCCGCUUCCGCCAGCCACCCCGGGGUGCCCCGGUCAUUGACAUUAGCAGUUCCUCCAAGCCGGACGGUCCAUCCGACAGAGGUGGAUUUCAUGGUGGAGCCCACCACCAUCAGGCUCGAGGCCAUCGCGGGGGCGCCGCGCCCUGAUCCGGCGUGGGAGCCAUAUCUGACA
Molecule: messenger RNA, 2485 nt
Organism: Chara braunii
Lineage: Eukaryota; Viridiplantae; Streptophyta; Charophyceae; Charales; Characeae
Source: the annotation of a GenBank genome assembly